Molecule: messenger RNA, 306 nt
Organism: Dromiciops gliroides (monito del monte)
Lineage: Eukaryota; Metazoa; Chordata; Mammalia; Microbiotheria; Microbiotheriidae
Product: 60S ribosomal protein L39-like
Exons: 2
Coding region: 1-306 (101 amino acids)
Biological process (GO): translation
Cellular component (GO): ribosome; cytosolic large ribosomal subunit
Molecular function (GO): structural constituent of ribosome
Source: RefSeq, a predicted model, not a curated record
AUGGCCAGGUCACCCCAGUGCAGUGCACUAAGCUGCAAGUCACUGAGGCCUCACAGUAGAAAGCUGGUGACUGGCCCCCUGGCCCCUAGAAAGAGACUUGGGACAGUGCACCCUCCAUUGUGGUGGAAGCUCAGCUGUCAUCUCAUCAUCAUAUCUUCUCAUAAAACAUUCAGAAUCAAGAGGUUCCUGGCCAAGAAACAGAAGCAGAAUCAACCCAUUCCUCAAUGGAUUCAAAUGAAAACUGGUAAUAAGAUCAGGUGCAACUCAAAGAGGAGACACUGGAGGAGGACCAAACUUGGAUUGUAA